Molecule: messenger RNA, 1989 nt
Organism: Peniophora sp. CBMAI 1063
Lineage: Eukaryota; Fungi; Basidiomycota; Agaricomycetes; Russulales; Peniophoraceae
Source: the annotation of a GenBank genome assembly
AUGUCCGAUCCAGAUGAGGACACGAAGGUCGCGACCAUUCUUGACGUACUGGGAGAUAUAGAUCCAGCGAUUGCACGCCGCUUCUUACGUCAACAUAAUGGAAAUGCCGAGAAUGCACUCAAUGCGCUCUUGAACGAGAAUACCGGGGAAGGCGCAACCGGGUUGGAACUCGAUCCUGGUCCUCCGCCUCUUGUAGCCGUGCCACCGCCAUCGCCGCACACCAGAUCGCGCUCUCUAGACCGUGCGGAUCAAGAUGAUGAGCAACUGAAAGAAGCUCUCCGCAUGUCCCUCGAAGGCAGCGCCGGUGUGGGCCCGGAGGCAUCAGCGCCACCUACGUCCCUCAAACUUCACCCCAGCGAUAGGCAGCCAGACCUGAACUGGGCUUUGACGGUGCCUUCUCAGGCUCCCGCUGGGAUAUCGCAAGAAGAUGAGAUGAUGCAACGUGCCGUUCAAGAGAGUAUGGCCUCUUUGCAUAACGACGACUUCAGACCUAAGACAGCCUACGAGUGUAUGCGAACUGAUGAUAGGCUCAUGGCGUUCCGCGCAUCCAAUCCCGCUCUCCAAUGGGCUGCAUUGGUCCUGCAAGUCAUCUGCGCGCUCCCGCACGUAAAGCGUGCGCUCGCAGAAUGGGGGAAAGACCUCCCUUCCGACAUCCUGGAGCAGCCAUAUGCUGACGAUCCUUAUGAAACGGCGUUUCUGAUACUGCAGAUGUGCGUUCGCAUGAAGUCGAGCAGUCUGCAGGAAUACAUUGUCGACGAUAUUCUGGCGAAGCUUCAGGUCAAUCCACUUGUUCCUGGAGUUCCGCCUGGAGAGGCCUCUACAGAGCUCUAUUCAAGGCUGACGAUGUCGAUCGAAACUUUGCUUCUGAAGUGCUCGAACGGACAGGAUAAGCUUCGACGCAUCUUCUCUCUUCGGCAUGGGUCGGCAAGGGUCCCUUUGCCACCGCCUGAGGAGGACGCUGUAUUCGAUCCGGCUUUAGACACCAACGUCGUGCACGUGACCGUCAGCUCGGACCGUAGCGAGGGAUCGGAGCUACUAGCAGAGCUGGAGAAGCUCAUGACGGGUACCGCUGAUGGCGCUCGUGUCAUAUCGACUCCCUCGGACAUCAUCGCAUUCAACAUCGUGCGCAUAGAUAUGCUGCCUUCCUAUUCCCAGACCACAUCUGGCGGUGUCGACGCGGGCAGAUCACAAGAGCGCAGGCCAUUCAAGUAUCCGGAGCAUCUCUAUCUCGACCAGUUCUUGAGGGAGAACUACGAUAAGACACAGAGACAGCGCGAGGAGCGCCAGGCAAUGCUUCAGGAGGCCGCUCAGCUUGAGGACAACAAGUUCAAGUUGACACAUCAUAAGGGCAGAGAUGCGCUGAAGGAUCUUCGCGGAAGCUUGUACUACAUGGAAAGCAUUGCGGACCGAUCGAGCCCCGAACGCACAACGAUCGUUGAGCAGAGUGCAGAGAAGCUUCGAAAGAUCAUUGCACACAUCGAGAGUGAGGUCGCGUCUAUCGACAAGAAGGUGGAGAAGUUGAAGGAAGAUGCCGAGAAAGCUCUCUUAGGUGGACCUGACAUGCAACGGCAUCGUUAUGACCUUCGCGCUCUACUAGUGCAUGACGGUCAAGUCGGCCGUAGGCAUCUCAUCUCCUAUAUCAGGAUCGGCAGCCAGUACUUCCAGACCAUAGAUGAUGAUGUUAUCAAGUUGGACGCGCUCCCGUUGAACGACACGACGGGCUUGCAUUACAACGCCGGCCCAUAUAUGCUAAUUUACUCUCGCGCGCCCGCGGACGAAUUCGAUUACGCGGACGAAGACGAGAGUAUCAUAUGGCCGGAAGUGCUUCAGGACAUGGUCGAGAAGGAGAACCAGAACCUUUGGGAACAGGCGUCCGGACAGACCCCAGGCAGUCCCCCGACGAAGUAUGCGACCCCGUCUAGCAUGGAGGUCAACGCAAGCCCGGCUGAGCCGGAUAUUGAGAUGAUUGAGCGGAUGGACACUACGUAG